Messenger RNA from Cynoglossus semilaevis (tongue sole), 3074 nucleotides. RefSeq names its product ADP-ribosylation factor-binding protein GGA1. Lineage: Eukaryota; Metazoa; Chordata; Actinopteri; Pleuronectiformes; Cynoglossidae. The record is from RefSeq and is a predicted model, not a curated record. The transcript has 19 exons. Gene Ontology annotation, molecular function: ubiquitin binding; phosphatidylinositol binding; small GTPase binding. Gene Ontology annotation, biological process: Golgi to plasma membrane transport; intracellular protein transport; protein localization to cell surface. Gene Ontology annotation, cellular component: trans-Golgi network.
CGGCGAUCAAAGAUAUUUUUGUAAUAGCGUAGGUAUUCAUACAUCCACCCAUGCAGUCAAUGUUGAUUCUACAUGGAAGUUCUAUGCCUACACCGCCCCCUACGUGGAUGUUCGUCCCUCGCGAGAUCGUCGUAGCUUUUCAUAAAUCUCGCAGUGAUGGCUGCGCCGCCCGAUGCGGAGAGUUUGGAGUCUCGUAUCAACAAAGCUACUAACCCUCUGAACAGAGAGACAGACUGGAGCAGCAUCCAUGCCUUCUGUGACCAGCUUAACAAUGAACUGGAAGGGCCUCAGUUGGCUACCAGACUCCUGGCCCACAAAAUCCAGUCUCCUCAGGAGUGGGAGGCCAUGCAGGCUCUACUGGUUUUGGAAACCUGUAUGAAAACUUGUGGGAAAAGGUUUCACAGUGAAGUGGGAAAGUUCCGGUUUCUAAAUGAACUCAUCAAAGUAGUGUCUCCAAAGUACCUGGGCUCACGGUCACCAGAGCCAGUAAAAAAGAAGGUUUUGGAGUUGAUCUAUAGCUGGACUCUGGGGUUACCUGAGGAGAUAAAGAUCUCAGACGCUUACCAGAUGCUGAAGAAACAAGGAAUUAUCAAACAAGACCCAGAGCUACCACCUGACAAACUCCUGAAACUUCCUCCGUCAAGACCCAAGAACGCCAUUUUUGAGGAUGAGGAGAAAUCAAAAAUGCUUCUUAUCAAGGAAAUGGUCCAAGAGGACCAAAGACGAGCAGAGAAGGUGUCCAAAAGAGUGAACGCCAUUCAGGAGGUGAAGGAGAGCGUCUCCCUGCUGACUCAGCUGCUGCAGGAGUGGGACAGCAAUGCCAGCGACCAGAGCAACGCCGAGCUGCUACAGGAUCUGUUUUAACGCUGUGAGAAACUGAGACCCACUCUGUUCAGACUGGCAAGUGAUACGGAGGACAACGACGAGGCUUUAGCGGAGAUCCUGCAGUAAAACGACAGCCUGACCCACGUCAUCAACCUCUACAAACAGCAGGUGAAGGGGGAGAUCGUGAACGGCACCAAUGCAGUCAACGCGCAGAAACAAACUGCACUGCUCGACCUGUCAGGACUGGACACGUCACCUCAGUCUCCCCCGUCCUUCCCAGAAUUCCCCACCCCGACAGACCACGCCGCCUCACAUGAGAUGGGGAUCAGUCUCCUUGAUGAUGAGCUAAUGUCACUGGGUUUAAGUGAGGGGACACACACCUCCAACCCCCACUCACAGCCGGAAGAUUCCACAGCCUGGGACUCUUUUCAGUCCUCUGAAAGCAUAGAUGCAGACGUCGCAGCGGCACCAAGUCUCCUCCUGAGUCCAGACCCUCCCUCUCUGUCACAGCCCCUCUCCUCUGGCUCCACUCCUGGGAACUCUGCCCUGGAUGAGCUGGACCUGCUGGGAAAGACGCUGCUGCAGCAGUCCCUGCCACCAGAGGGCCUUCAGGUCAAAUGGGACAAGCAUCAGUCCAAACCAACACUGAGAGAUCUCCAGAGCAAGACCAGCUCCCACAUUACACCAAACCCUAUCCCAACUUUUUCUUCUGAACCAGCAGCUCCUCAACUCAACUCUCAGCCCGGCCUCGGUGCCACGCUGCUGGACGUGAGCCACACUCACCCUGAGACGGCUCCGACUGAAGUCUCACUGACAGAUGUUUUUAUACCAUUAGAAUCCAUUAAACCUAGUAAUCUUUUACCUGUCACUGUGUUUGACAAACACAGUCUGCGGGUUCUCUUUCAUUUUGCACGGGACUCGCCUCCGUCCCGCCCCGACGUCCUGGUGGUGAUCAUCUCCAUGCUGUCCUCCGCCCCCGUCCCCGUCUCGAACAUAAACUUCCAGACCACAGCUCCAAAGUCUAUGGCAGUGAAGCUACAGCCUCCGUCAGGAACUCAGCUCUCAGCCUUCAACCCCAUCCUUCCUCCUGCUGCCAUCACACAGAUCCUGCUGCUCGCAAACCCUAACAAGGAGAAGGUGCAGCUUCAGUACACACUAACCUUCACCAUGGGAGAACAGGAGCGCACUGAGAGCGGCAGCGUAGAAGAGUUUCCAUCUCCGGACACAUGGGGGAGUCUAUAGCACUGAGAGACCAAACCAAACAGCACCAGACAGACUCUGCCUUCACACUUCUGCUUCUUUUUCUCCUAAAAGACUCACCACAUAGGACACUUCUCCUUGGUAAUCCCAGUACGUCGUCUCUGACCGAUCUCGCUCUUGACUCACUUUAUUUACGGCACCCACGCUCCGUCCGUGUAAUGUUCGUUACGCUUUGCUCCAAAUGAGACUAGACCCCAUGUGGCUGCUUUAAAACCAAUCAUGCACCUGCUCUCCCCGCAGCGUCCGAGUCUUGAUUCCUUUUUUUAACACACUGAAAAAUGAAGAGAGGAAAAAAGGUAAUGAGUGAUUGUUUGAUUUUUUUUUUUUUUUUUUUUCGUUUUUGGCGUUUGUUUCUUUAGGUUCUUUUUCCAGUUCCAUUGUUCGUUCUGUUAACUGUCACCUGUGCACACGCUGACAAUUGGGGCGAUGAUGAUUUACAAACGGCAGCACGUUGGUAGAGGACGAUGAGAACGUGUAAACACCUCUUGAAUGUUUGACAGAUGCGUCUCUUGACUUGCACAGAAUGAUUGUGGGCAGCGUUUUGUUAUGUCGCCAUUUGUGCCUAUUUUUCGCAGUUGUGAUUCCAUUUUAGCAACGGAUGAUUUGAACCUUUCAUCCAUUCUUCGUCUUAGACCUUGUUCCUUAUCCUUAGACACGAAGCUCCUAUGAUAUAUUCAGUUAAAUGUCUGAUCAUCUCUACAGCGUGUGAUUUAAGUUAGGAUUAUAGAAUCAAACGGAGCUGCUCAGUGCGUCUUCAACGCGUCCGACUCGUUUCUGACAGCGUGCGAUGCAUGUCGGCCACGCCGUCAGUUCUCAUCUCCACCGUCUCCACGUCCACCUUCAGCUGCACUCCUCUCUUAGUACGACUGCUCUGUAAAUACAAAUGAUGGCAGUUCUGUUGUGUACAUUUGACUUGUUCAACGUGAAAAGAACAUAACACUGGUAAACUAUUUCAACUGGGUAAUAAAGUUUUUUUUUUUCUUGGUGAC